CAAGACGAAGAAGAAGGUGUAGCUUUGGUUUCGUGUUUAAUUUUAAUGGUAAUAAAUAAAAUCUUGUGUAAAAUCUCAAAACAAGAUAUUAAUUACCUACCACCAUUAUUGAGAAUAACAUUAGUUUAUCAUAAAACGAAUACAACACAUAAGUCCUAUACAACAAUGCCUAGAGCUUUACCAGACAGAUGGAUACCAUACAAAGCAUGUGGAAAGGUUAUAGAAGGCACAAGGAUCAUCUGCUUUAAAGUUCCUCUAAAAACGAGCAUUCAAACGAAUAAUCCUGAAAUAAAAGAGAUAUGGGACGUGAAAACGCUUCUACAGACAUUACCCAACCUAGGAUUGGUCAUAGACCUAACAAAUACAAAACGAUAUUAUGAUCCACAACUAAUAAAAUCAGCGGGAGUGGAUCAUAAGAAAAUUUUAAUGCCUGGCCGGAUGUUACCACCUGAAAAUAUAGUAGCGGAAUUUAUGGGUGCCGUAGAUGAGUUUCUUCAAAAUGACAAAGACCGUGUAGUCGGUGUUCACUGCACGCACGGCCUGAACAGGACCGGCUACAUGGUGUGCCGGUACAUGCGCGACCGUCUGACUAUUCCCGCCAAGGAGGCUAUCAAACGUUUUGAGUUAGCGCGCGGGUACAAGAUGGAGAGGAGAGUUUACAUUGAUGACAUCCUACAAACUAGAUCCAGCCCUGAAAACUGGAGGGAGAAAGAAGAUAGCGUGACAGAGAAAGACAGGUCGCCGCACUAUCGAAGAGAGAGAACAGAUAGCAUGACAGAAAGAGAAAACGUUGGGUCUCAGUGUGAUAGGAAAAAAGAAAGAGGUAGCAUAACAGAAGAAGAUACGAGUAGAUCUCCGCAUGACCGGAGAAAUAAAAAACAUAGUUGGAGGUCUUCGAACGGACAGAGAAGGACAGAAGAGAAUAAAAAAGAAAGAGAUAGCAUAACAGAAGAAGAUACGAGUAGAUCUCCGCAUGACCGGAGAAAUGACAAACAUAGUUGGAGAUCUCAGAACGGACAGAGAAGGACAGAAGAGAACUGGAGGUCGAAUAAGGACAGAGAAACAGAUAACUGGAGGUCGAAUAAGGACAGAGAAAGUGAUAACUGUAGGUCGUCCUUUAACAGACAAGGAAGAGUUAAGAGAGAUAGCAGAAGGUCCCUGUUCGAAAGAGAGAAGAGAGAAAGGAAGAAUAGUAGAAGGUCAUCGUGCGAUGAAAUAGAUUAUACAUUUGAUUAUUGACGUUUUAAUAGUACUUAAUGAAAUGCUUUAGAACAAUUUUUAUACACCACAAUAUAUUUAAAGCAUAAU
Aricia agestis (brown argus) is the source of this 1308-nucleotide messenger RNA. RefSeq names its product RNA/RNP complex-1-interacting phosphatase (gene Ptp-h). Gene Ontology annotation, molecular function: protein tyrosine/serine/threonine phosphatase activity; polynucleotide 5'-phosphatase activity. NCBI's taxonomy places the organism in Eukaryota, Metazoa, Arthropoda, Insecta, Lepidoptera, Lycaenidae. The record is from RefSeq and is a predicted model, not a curated record. The transcript has 8 exons. Gene Ontology annotation, biological process: dephosphorylation. The coding region runs from base 46 to 1239 and encodes 397 amino acids.